Molecule: messenger RNA, 2159 nt
Organism: Marasmius oreades (fairy-ring Marasmius)
Lineage: Eukaryota; Fungi; Basidiomycota; Agaricomycetes; Agaricales; Marasmiaceae
Exons: 4
Coding region: 1581-1994 (137 amino acids)
Source: RefSeq, a predicted model, not a curated record
GCAGGGAACAUGUUGCGUUUGUAAGAAAAUCGAAAGUCCUUCAGGCAAACUGUCGUAACGCGUGCGUGACGCGUUUCCUUUCCACUAUCAUAUCAUUCCACCUCAGGGUGUAUCAUUCACGGGGCCCGCAGAUCACAGAUUGCUGUAGGCUAUUACAGGAUUCUCAAGAUGGAACCACGGACUCUUCAAGCCGAUCCUAAACAGCCGCAAUACUUCGUCCACAUACCCUAGAAGAAUUUCUUUAGCCAACGUAAAACCUGUCAAGAAAACUAGUUGGCCUCACCCUUGCUUGCUCUUUUGCGUCGUCUAUCCGUUGUUGAGGAUCUUCCGCCGCAUAGUCUACCGUCUUGUCUGCAGCGUCUUCUGCGACCUUUUCUACAUAUUUAUCGCUCGCUAGUUUCGUCAGUCUCUCCUGCUCGCCUGCAUGAACAACGAAUGGUCAGAACGUCGUUGUUCAUGCUGAAUGCUGUCAGUCUCGGGGAAAAACUUUUACUCACUCAUUGGCGGUUUCGGAGGCGGUUGUUCAUCAUUCACUACACGGUCACGUUUCAGUAAAGAUAAAAGACUUGUGCUCUUUCAAUAGCCUACCUGGAUGGCGUCUGGUAUUUUCAUGAACUUGGUGGUCGGUCAUGUUGUAUACGACGGUGGAGAGCGGAGGCGAAGAGAGUGACGGGAAUGUUUUUAGCGAGAAUGUUUGUUUGAACAAGGCAGUUUGACAGGACCUUGUUUUCACUCAAGUUACGCAGAAAUCGCGUAACUGCAAUACAGUUACUUGAGCGUCUAAGUAGCGCCCGACGUUGAUCUGUCUGGUUCGGUUGACCUUCUUGAUCAUACAUCUGCUGCCCUUGACAGACGUGUGGUUCUCCUUCUUCGCACGAACGACAAGCCAUGAUAGCCGCCUACUUACUGAGCUCGUUCAAGCUGCAUUUGUGAAUGAAGCGUUCACCCGCAGUUUGCUUGGCCCCUUUUCCCGCCAGAACGAACUAUGGCUCCCAAGUUGAUUACUUGAUGGACCAGAUUGUAACGACGAUUGUCCGUACCGCCGACUCGUAUAAAAGGAUGACCACCAUCCGCGGGACGCCAUCAUUCCGUGUUUCGCCCAGCCAAAAACUCAUCAAACGCACAUCUCAUCAAUUCACCCAUCCUCCAACUCUGCAGAACUAAAAAUCGCGAUAUUCGCGAGUUGGUCAAGAUAUUCUAUUCAUCCACGUCACUCCUCGCACCUCCAUCCACCUACCGCGACCUCGACGCUCUGUCCCAAUGGGUCCAUCUUCGGAUCGACAUCAACUCGAUGCGUUUCAUUGGAGGAUGCUGGCUUGGCCUCCGGGCUAUCCACAGACGCUUCAAAAAUCACACCAUCUCCCUCCAGAUCCGUUUCUAAUGCGCCGACAGAGCCCACGAUCCACUCCUUCAGCAUUUCAUCACCUCAGCUCACCUCAUCGCGUUGGCGGGCAUCCUCUCGGAGGAGAGCAUCCCACACGCCUUAGAGACCUGGCUAUCCGGUGCUCCAUCUUUUCGCACAUUUAGACGAUUAUGGCAUUUUCACAAGAGAGUGGCGGCUUCCACAUUUGGAAAGUUCGAUGGUUUGGUAUUCCGGAGGAUAUAAGUCUAUUCCCUCACGUCUCGUGCAUCUAAAGAGCGCGACGUCUAUGGUGGAGUACAGCAAAACGAUGUUACCAGCUCUCGAAGCCAUCCUUGUACAGGGUGUCCUGUUACGAUACCAAGCCUUCUCCCCAAGUUACUUCACCACGCUAUCGUUAUUCGAUGUCAUCCGGCUUAACAGGAAGGAGUUUUUCCAGAUUCUCGCUACGAAUCGGUGUACUCUCCACAUACUAGAAUUGGGUCAGGACUUUGUCCUGUUGAAUAUGUUUAUGUUUGAGCGGCCCUUGACGCUUCCAUACUUGCCCAUACUUUCGGUGUCGGUGCUUGAUGCUCGGAGUUGGUGUCGCUUGCUGGGUCGGUGGAGGUAUCAUGGCCCUCGCAUCUGUCGAUGAUGGAUAUAUUUCAUCGACUACUUGUGUUCGAGAUGGAGGGUACACGACGUCAUACUUAUUGCGAGAAACCUAUUUUGGAUACUUAUUUUACUCGCAUGAGAGGAACCGUAUCUCGCUUUAAAGUGAGAGCAGGUGGAAUGUCGUUGAUUGGGGGUUGGAUUCAUG